AUGCAUACCCCCCCCCACUCUCCGCGGCGCGCUCUCCGUCGCCUGCAUCGGGUGCCUUCGAGAAAGGAUGCUGACGCAGCUUGCCCUUUCCUUGCACAGUCCGACGCAGCUCAGCAUGCCGCUCUUCAAGAGCCGAAUGUAAAUGGCAACCCGGCGGCUGCUGUCGACGACAUUGAAAACAAGCGCAUCACGAGUGUCGAGGAGCAAGAAAAAUCUGCCGAUGCCAGCCUGAGCGGCGGUUCGGAUACGGACGCCUCGCGCACCGACUGGGCAAGGCUAAAGGACGACGACAAAGGCCACGGCCGGACCGGCGGCGUUGCCAAGAAGCCUGCCACGUUCAAGGCCGUCUCGGUGAACAAGACGUUUCUCGCCUCCAAGUCGAGCCCGAGCAGCAAUGCCCCCAAGUCGACCGACAGGCCCGCCGCAGGCUCGAGCACUCCGCCACCCGGAUCGUCGACCCUGUCGGCUUCACGCCCCCGGCUCGUCGUAAAAGCCGGAAACGCUGGCCGAGAUUCCGCCCCCCGUUUCUCCUCCGUGGUCAACGGUGGGAAGCCGGCAUCCGCCCCGGACCCCAGCGUUGUUUGGAACAAGAACCGGCCGCCCGAACCAAAGAAAUUUACAGAUGAAGAGCUUAAGAAGUAUGGAAUUCAUAUGGCUAGUCGCCUCAAUGAAGAAGAUGCGCAGGGACAGAACAAAUGGGCCGAUAUCGACGACGACGACGACGACUGGGCACCGGAUGCCAUCACCUGGGGUGAUGGCACCAAAACGACGCUUCCACACCUCGAUGAGCAGUUGACGCCGAUUCCCGACACCGCUCCCGUCGCACCCAAACCCCAAUCGGUGGAGAAGCCCAAGUCUCCAGCUCCUCCUGCGUCGGCUGCUUCUCCCCUGCCGAAGCCAAGCAGCAGCUUCACCUCGGGCAAGGGGCUCAUACUGAAGCCUGCUUCGCAGGAGAAGCCAGCUCUCGUGGCCAAGCCGGCUCCGCCACCGGCGGCCGCGAAGUCUCCUUGGGCCGUACUGCCUCCCGUCGACAGGGCAUCGCCCGCCUCGGCAGACGCGGCAAACCUUGCUCGUGGACCCGUCAAAGGCGCGACCACGCAGCUCAAGGAGAUUGCCGCCGACGAUUUCAACCGGUCAUCUUGGAGAGAUGGCCAAAGCCACGGUGCCAGAGAGCUGUAUAACUCACACUCCGGACGCUAUGAGCCUGUUUCUGACCGGCGCGCCUCCGUACGAAUCGAUCCAUACGCCAAGCAGCCGGCGCUGCUGCAGCGCACGCAUACGGUGCCCGCAGAUCGCCCGGCCGAACCGUCCAGCGCGUUCCAAACAUCCCGAACGUCGCAUGACGUACCUUUUGCGCGCCGUCGCGGCUCAUCCAACGUGAGCGGCGGCAGCGGAUCAUACGCCCAGCGCAUGGGCAAGGGCAGCGACGGUUCCAUGCAAUCGCCCUUCGACUCGCUCAACACCCGAAGGGCAUCUCUCACGGGUUCAACCGGGAGCUCCGUCGCUCCGGGACAUCCUCCCGCCACCUCCCAGUCGCAGCCUACGAACCAAGGGUGGGCGCCAAUGUCUCCCACGGGCGCCGGCGCUGCGGUACCGCAGAACGAGUCGACAUCCUUGGAUGGAAAUACGGAAUCGACAGCACCCGUGCAGCCGGCGAUGGUUGACGAGGUCGAAUACCAGAAAAAGCUCAUGCGCGAACGCGUGGAGCUCGCCAGAAAACGACGCCAAGAAGAGGAGGUGCGUGAGGAGGCAGCGAAGAGGGAGCGUAUCCAGAAGAAGCUGGAUGCUCUGGGCCCCCCGCCGGACAAGAAGAGCGACAAAAGGUUGCUCUCGAAGGACGAUGACCCGAGGCCGACACAGAUCCAGCAGCGGCAGCAGCCCACCGUCGCGCGACCACCGAGCCAGCUGUCUGGCGAAGAACGAAGCAAACCUGGCGUGGAUUCGAAUACGAAAAAGUCCACGGGACAGGAUGCACCGGCGGCCACCGAUGCCAUCUCGAAAUCGCCCAAGGUUGAAACCGGAACACCCGCCGGCCCGGACCCCGGCCGUCCUCGUGGGCAGGAAGUGAAGCGUGCCGACCCAUGGGCGGCCGGCCAGGGACCGCGCCCAGAAAGAUUCACCUCCUGGGCUGCGGGAGCCUCGCCGCCGCUGCGGAAUGUUUGGGGUUCUCCUGAUAACGACCGUGGCCUCGGGAAUGGCACUUUCGAUUCCGACCUCGGCUUGGUUCCUGGGGCCACCGUGACGUCGGCACCCGGCCACAAGGGCCCUGCACCCAUCGCUCCGCCGAACAAUAGACGGGCGCCCUCGAAUGGACCGGCGCAGAUGCAGAUGCAGGCGCAGACGCAGGCGCCAAUCGGUCCUCACGGUUCACGCUAUGCUGCCACGGGCUCGGAGCUGGCGAGCAAAUGGGUCGCCGCCGUUGUCGACAACGAUAAGAAGAUGGCUGCCGCGCGGUUGGCCGAGAGGGCGGGCCGGGAUCGUCAGCUGGCCGAGCAAGGCAUGCCCCUGGAGGAUGUCCAACCCUCGAUCAAGGAUACUUGGCGGCCCGUUCAUCUCCCAGGGGAUGGCACGAGGCGAACUGCGGCCGCUGUCGAGGUUCACUCGCACCAACCUCGCUCCUGGAAAGCACCGGAGGAGAAGUUCGCCAGCGGCAGAGCGCCGGUUGAGGAAGCCCCUCCGUCCGCAAACUCCGGCGUCAUUGGCUCCGGCAAGAGCCUGAUGCUUCCCCAGGCCGGCUCGGGGGCGCCCUCUCAAUCCCGACCCUCGAGAUUCUUCCCCAGCAAGGACGGCCGACAGGAGACGGGCGCCGCUGCGGAACCCACGCGUCCGGCCUCGCCAUCGCCCCCCCCGCCUACCAUGGAAGGGCACCCGGCCUACGAAGGCAACGUGGCGAACCCUCAUGUUUCCUUCCCGAAGCCGCAGCCGGUGGUGAAGCUCCCCCCUGCGGCAAGGGGAUCCCAAGCACCACCGCAGCAUGCCGCUCCCGUGGGAUGGUCGCCUCGCUAUGCCGGAAAGGACUCUGCUCGGGUCCCCCCCGUCCACGGACAGGCUCCUUAUCCAGAGGGUGACACCCCCCGAGGGUCGUGGCAAGACAGGUUCGACAAUCUUCUCAACAGGGUGGGAAAGGCUGGCAUGUCGAAACAGAUAGGCGUCGAUGCCGCAAGCAGGAGCAUGCUGGACCAUGUCACGCACGAUGACCUUGCCACCGUGUCGUUGCCUAAUGCGAUCCCGGGCACACGCGCCGCCGCCAAUCAUCAGCACUCCGUCUCGAAGCCAAUGGCAGAGGAAUGCUUCGAGGAGCAGGAGAUGGGGUCGCUGCCCCAGAUUCGACUUCCGCACAGAGCGCCGGAGGCCGCGUGGCAGCCUGCUGUCGCCCAAGCGAAGUCCCUUCCGAAGCGAUUUCAUGUCCAGGCGUCCAUCAUGGAACCUUUUUACAUUGGAUCGGAAGUUGGCGGUGGCAAUGCCCCCCCCACUCCACGGCUCGAGGAAACCGAGGGGGACACGGCAGACCCUCGCCGCGACAUCGACCUUCCGGCCAAGGAUCACGAGGACCGAAGCGGGAGUCGACUUCUCACUACAACGGCGGCGAAGCCGGCUCAGGCAGCAGUGCAAGCCGUGGUGGUCAAGGUUCCUACCGGCCCAGAGGCUCGGAUGGCUGGAACCGAACGGCGCAUGCUCCGCCAAAUGCGCUUCCUUCGCUGUCACUAUAGAUUCGCAUGCCUCACACGAUCCGAUGCCGUUCGGACAUUGGUGCCCCCCGUUCGAAUCUACAGCUGCUCCUGA
Molecule: messenger RNA, 3783 nt
Organism: Drechmeria coniospora
Lineage: Eukaryota; Fungi; Ascomycota; Sordariomycetes; Hypocreales; Ophiocordycipitaceae
Exons: 3
Coding region: 1-3783 (1260 amino acids)
Source: RefSeq, a predicted model, not a curated record